This is a messenger RNA of Eleginops maclovinus (Patagonian blennie), 2399 nucleotides long. It is a transcript of the gene ahcy, whose product is annotated as adenosylhomocysteinase. Lineage: Eukaryota; Metazoa; Chordata; Actinopteri; Perciformes; Eleginopidae. The transcript is spliced from 11 exons. The record is from RefSeq and is a predicted model, not a curated record. The coding region runs from base 152 to 1453 and encodes 433 amino acids. Gene Ontology annotation, molecular function: adenosylhomocysteinase activity. Gene Ontology annotation, cellular component: cytosol. Gene Ontology annotation, biological process: L-methionine cycle.
CCGGGUUCGAGCCAUCCCCUCGCGUUAGCCGGUUUGAAUGUGGCCUCGACAAUAAAAAGCGAGCCGUCAUGUGUCUGUCCCUCCCUCUCUGACUCUGUUCGUCGGCUAGGCUGCACUAAACCUUCCCAAAACAACACACCAGAAAACAACCAUGUCUGACAAACUUAACUACAAAGUUGCUGACAUCAGCCUGGCCGACUGGGGGCGUAAGGCCAUCGACAUCGCAGAGAACGAGAUGCCUGGCCUGAUGAAGAUGAGGGAGAUGUACGGUCAGACUAAGCCGCUGAAGGGUGCCCGCAUCGCCGGCUGCCUCCACAUGACCCUGCAGACCGCCGUGCUCAUCGAGACCCUCACCGUCCUCGGAGCUGAGGUUCAGUGGUCCAGCUGUAACAUCUUCUCCACUCAGGAUCACGCCGCUGCCGCCAUCGCCAAGACUGGCGUUCCAGUGUACGCGUGGAAGGGAGAGACUGACGAGGAGUACGUGUGGUGCAUCGAGCAGACGCUGUACUUCAAGGACGGUCAGCCCCUCAACAUGAUCCUGGACGACGGAGGAGACCUCACCAACAUGGUCCACACCAAAUACCCCAAACUGCUCGCAGGUAUCCGUGGUGUGUCCGAGGAGACGACUACUGGUGUACACAACCUGUACAAGAUGAUGAAGAAUGGCGAGCUGAAGAUGCCUGCAAUCAACGUCAACGACUCCGUCACAAAGAGUAAGUUUGACAACCUGUACGGCUGCAGGGAGAGUCUGAUCGACGGCAUCAAGAGAGCCACGGAUGUGAUGAUUGCCGGUAAGGUGGCGGUGGUGGCUGGAUACGGUGACGUCGGUAAGGGCUGCGUUCAGGCUCUGCGCGGCUUCGGAGCUCGUGUCAUCGUCACCGAGGUCGACCCCAUCAACGCCCUGCAGGCCGCCAUGGAAGGUUACGAGGUGACCACCAUGGAGGAAGCCUCAAAGGAAGGAAACAUCUUCGUCACCACCACCGGCUGCGAGGACAUCAUCCUGGGACAUCACUUUGAGAACAUGAAGGACGACGCCAUCGUGUGCAACAUCGGACACUUUGACUGUGAGAUCGACAUGGGCUGGCUCACCAAGAACGCUGCAGAGAAGAUCAACAUCAAGCCUCAGGUGGAUCGUUACCGGAUGAAGAGCGGCCGUCACAUCAUCAUCCUGGCUGAGGGCCGGCUGGUGAACCUGGGCUGCGCCAUGGGACACCCGUCCUUCGUCAUGAGCAACUCCUUCACCAACCAGGUUCUGGCUCAGAUCGAGCUGUGGAAGCACACCGACCAAUACCCCAUCGGCGUCUACUUCCUGCCCAAGAAGCUGGAUGAGCAGGUGGCUGCCGCCCACCUGGACAAACUGGGGGUGAAGCUGACCAAGCUGACAGACAAACAGGCCAAAUACCUGGGUCUGCCCACCGAGGGGCCCUUCAAGCCAGACCACUACCGCUACUGAGCGCCCUACCCCUUUGGAGGAGGAGAGGAGGAGGAAGUGUGGAUGGAUUGGUAUUUGUGUAGCUGGGUGUAGUUUGGGGGGCUGCACAUUUUGGACCUCGUAUGUCAACUUGAGACCGUUGUGUUUGUUUCCUCACCUUUUUAAUAUACUGUGGAUCCAAGAAGUUUAGAAACACCUAGUUCUGCUUUAUGAGAUCAAACGGCUCGGACUUGAUUAAAGAGGCUUUAUAUAGGAACACAUAUUCAGCCUUGUGCUUCCUGCAAUUAAAUAUUGCAUCAGUCUGUUACAAUUUUGAUUACGUUUCCAUUGAUGUGCAGCUCUAAUCAGGAGCAGGCAAAGGGUGUUGAAACCUCUAAAUCCAUCUUUUUUUAACAUUAAAAGGCCACUAUCUGCAGACCUCCUCUUUCCUCCUCAUCAUUACUCUUCUGAAACAUUUAUACAGUGGCUGUUAGAAACUUCCUCUGUUUGUCAUUCCCUGUCCUUUAUGGAAAAAAACACACCCUGAUGCUUUUCUAUCUGAGCGCUUCUGUCUCGAGGUGGAAGGUGAUUAAAACUUAAACGGUUAAGUGUACAGCGGCCUUCUUCCAAGUAUGUGCAUUAGUGCUGCCCUCUGUUAGCACUUACAGAAAGCUGAAGAUGCUCUCUGUUUCUGGAUGUGUUUACUGAAAGUCCGGCGUAAAGAGAAGCACUGCUGCCAAAAUAUCCACCAAAGCACGUCAUGUUCUGCCUGAUUCCAAAAAAAAAAAGUCUUAAUAGUUUUUGAAUGUAUUUAAUUUGAUGCAGAGGGCUUAAACGCCCCGACCUCCACUUCUGUCAUUUCUCACUGUCAGCGUGACGUUAAAGUGGCGGCUCAUUUCUCAGCGGUUACAGCCGGGGUUCAACUGCCUGUAAACGAUGGACUGAAAGUGUGACAAAUGAGAAUAAUAAAAAACAUGUUGAAUCUGAA